Molecule: messenger RNA, 2534 nt
Organism: Anopheles gambiae (African malaria mosquito)
Lineage: Eukaryota; Metazoa; Arthropoda; Insecta; Diptera; Culicidae
Gene: Efhc1.2
Product: EF-hand domain-containing family member C2
Exons: 4
Coding region: 73-2361 (762 amino acids)
Biological process (GO): regulation of neuron projection development
Cellular component (GO): microtubule
Molecular function (GO): calcium ion binding
Source: RefSeq, a predicted model, not a curated record
UUUGCAUUUGUGCAAACUCGGACUUGGUUAAAAGCCCUUUCUCUAAUACAACAUUCGUGCAUUGGUGGGAUAAUGUUGCGGUGCUCUGGAUUACCAUUUCUUCCCGGUAACACCUUCCAGGAUAUUGGUCGUUCGAAGUUUCACAAGUCGCACCACUUCGAUCAACGCAACCAGGUGUGCAUUCUGGUCGACGCAAAGCGUCCCGGCAUCGGCGGCAAACCGUUGCUAGCGACGGACAGUCCCGAGUACACGCUGCCCUCGCUGUACCCGCCCAGCUAUGGCCCUUCCCGGCCGGGCUGGCUCGAGUACGACCGGCAGGUGCUGUGCUUCUACGGCUACUUCCAGGAAUCGCUCGGCAACGUCGAUCGCAUACCGUACCAGAUACGGAACGUGCGCAUUCUGUACUACCUCGAGGAUGACACGAUGCAGGUAAGCGAACCGCGUACGCUCAACUCCGGCAUCCCGCAGGGUUGCCUGGUAACGCGCCAGCGCAUACCGCGACCGCCGCCGUACGACAGCGAGUUUACCUCGCUGCUGGACCUCAACAUCAACCACACGGUGCAGCUGUUCGACCGUGUCUACACCAUUACGGGGUGUGACGAUUUUAGCCGCCGCUUUCUCAACCGGCUCGGUGUGGCCGUGCCGGGAGCGGUCGAGCAACCGAGAGAUCCUGCGACGGAACUGCGCCAGCAGCAGGAUUCAGCCAAAAUGGCCCGCCGGCCGGCGUACAAAAUCGAUACGCUGGGCAAAUUUCUCCAGUACGAUCGGAAGGUGCUCCGGUUCAAGGGUGUCUGGGACGACCGGGGCAGCGUGUUCGGGGACGUGCACGAGCUCGAGGUGCUGUACCAUCUUAGCGACGACACGUUCGAGAUCAAGGAAAAGCUGCCGGUCAAUUCGGGGCGCGAUUCGAAUGGGAUGUUUCUGCGCCGCGGUCGGUUGCCGAAAACGUUCGACCACCUGCCGGCGAUGGGCGCCAGCACACCGGUCACCGUGCUGAACGUGGUCGGCGGUGGCCUCAAGGGCGGCCGCUACCUAAACGACUCGGUCGGAAUUGGCAAAGCGGACGGGAACUACUACCGGGACGCCGAUCUGCGUAUCGGGGCGCGCCUCAACGUGUACGGCCGGAUGGUGCUGCUGACCGGGUGCGACCAGUUCACCGAGAGCUACUACCGCGAGUCGUACGGGCUGGAGGAUUUCACCCCACUGUACGGGUACAGUGCGCCGCGGGAGCAGUUUGUGGCGGGGCGGCGCACCGAGCGGGAGCUGCCCCCGUUCAACGGCUGGGGCACGCACGAGGAUUCCGAGGGCAACUGUCUGACGCUCGAGCCGAAACCGCCCAAAAUCAACUUCCGCAAGUUCGUCGUGUACGAUCGGUGCAGUUUGCGGUUCGGUGCGCGGAUGGUCUCCAAAAUACAGGAAAACAACGAUCGCUUCUUCGUGAUCAGCUACUACCUCAGCGACGAUACGAUCUCGGUGUACGAGAUUCCGAUACGCAACUCGGGCUUCCUCGGCGGCGAGUUCAUCAAGCGCCGGAAGCUGGCCCUGCCCCAGCAGGACCCGUACGCGGCCGAACGGCCCGCCUGCUACGGGCCGCAGCACUUCUAUCUCGGCGCCACCGUCCGGCUGCAGGACCACCAGUUUCACAUCACGAAUGCGGACAUCUAUGCGCUGCGCUUCAUGGAGCAGCACUGCGAGGAGUUUCCGCUGUCGAAUCUGGGCAAGAUUGUGCGCAAGCUGCGCGAUGCAAUGCAGCCCCAGUACAAGGAGUACGUGGCGAAGCACAUGGCAAAGAUAGCGCAGGUAAAAAUAGACGGGCGCACGGUCAGCACGAUCACGUACGAGGCGCUGCGCGAGAUACUGAUCGAGCUGCUCGGGGAGCGCAUCGUCGACCAGGAGAUCGUGACGCUGUGCCGAUUGUUUUCGGCCGAGUCGGAGCAGCCGGAACCGUGCGAUCGGGAGCUCGUCCGGUCGGCCGUGCACGCCGAGCUGAACCGGGCGCUGUGGAGCGAUCUGGAGCGCACCAAGGAGCACAUCUAUCAUCUGGAACCGACCGGCGCGGAAUGGCUGACGCCACAGCGCAUCCGAACGAUCGUGAAAGCGUGCAAGAUACCGUUGGACUGUGCGCUGGUCGACAAAAUGCUGCAAGUGUUGAAUAAAAAUGGAGAGGGCAACAUUUCGAUGGAAGAUUUCCUGACCAUGCUGAACCCGGCAGCCGUACCGAGCAAACCGAUACAGCCGCUCAACAUUAAGCACGAUGUGUGCCACUUUACGCCGUACCGCGUCACUGGUAAGCUGGUCAACUGGGAUGAGCUGUUGGCGCACAUCGACCUCGAGCGGACGUUGACGAAUCAAACUUCUUAAAUUGUGGCCAACUAUCGUGUAGUAGCAGUGUGUGUGAGUGCUGACACGUGACAAGGCUGUUGCGUGCAGUAAAUUUUGUGUGAGUGCAGUUUUACUAAAAUAUAUUUUUCUGGAAAUUGGGGCUUUUUUGUCUCUCAUGACGAAUGUAAUAAAGAGAAGACUUUCAUAAACAA